AUGACCGUCAGCGACGGCGCCGAGCGAUCGGGGUUGGCUUCGGGAGGCACCACCGCGUUUACGUCUCGCCGGUGCCCGAGCUAUCCAUCGCCAUCGGACGAGCCGGCCUGGAGCCGGGGCGGGGGGGCGAAAUGCCGCUCGCGAGAAGGAUCGUUACAAUUCCUGUCGUGUGCGGCUACCGCCGGCGCGCGGUACCGCACAGAAGUUGGCACCUUCGCCGUGCCUGAGCCCCUGAGCCGGUUCCAGCGAGCGCCGCGGUCGUGUGAAAUACGGCUGCCGUCCAGACCGACUUCUGCCAACUCUGCGAGGAUCUCUUUACAGUUUAUAGAAAACAGCCGGUCGCACGUUGGUGUGCGAACGUGCACCAUCAAACCUGUUAAAAUGGAUGCGGUACGUGAGCAUCCACGCCGUGUUCCUGAGGUACGUCUGCGGGAGGAGGCUCUUUCAGAUGCACACCAUGGGCUCACUGGGGAAGAGUCGCCCUCGAAACGCCCGAGCGAGCCCGGGACGGGAGGACGGCCAGCGGAGGACGACCCGGCAUUUCUGCGCCCGCCGCCACCACCGCCUGCACAAGCCCCAACAACCCGCAACGCGCCGCGGCUCUUUGUUCCCGCGGCGGCCGGACGGGGACGCGGGGCUGAGGGCAGCCCGCUGCCUCAGGCCGGGCAGCCGCCGGUGCAGCUGCAGGCAGAGGUUUGCUUUGUUUUCCUUUUUCAGGAUGCUUCGGGUGCAGAUAUUCGGAAAGCAUAUCGAAAGCUUUCACUGGUUUUACACCCAGACAAGAAUAAAGAUGAAAAUGCAGAAACACAGUUUAGGCAAUUGGUGGCUAUCUAUGAAGUUUUAAAGGAUGAAGAAAGGAGGCAGAGGUAUGAUGAUAUUCUGAUCAAUGGACUACCAGAUUGGCGACAGCCUGUAUUCUACUACAGGCGGGUGAGAAAAAUGAGCAAUGCUGAGCUGGCAUUACUCUUGUUCAUUAUACUCACAGUGGGUCAUUAUGCUGUGGUUUGGUCAAUCUACCUGGAAAAACAGCUGGAUGAACUGCUUAGCAGAAAAAAGAGGGAGAAGAAGAAAAAAACAGGCGGCAGGAGUACAGAUGAAGCCAAACUUGCUGCUCUAGACAAAAAUGAAAGAGUACUGGACAAACCACAGUGGCAUGACUUACUUCCAUGCAAGUUGGGAAUAUGGUUCUGUCUCACUGUGAAAGCUUUACCUCGGCUAUUCCAGGAUGCCAGACAAUUAUAUGUAGAAUAUAAAGAAACAAAAAUGAAGGCGAAAGAAGAUGCCCUGGCUAAGGCUGAACUUGAAACACUUCAGAAGGAGAAGAAGCUUAAAGUCAAGAAACCAAAAUCAGAAUUCCCUGUAUACACUGUUCUGGAGUCAAGUGCGUAUAUACCAUUGUAUGAUCAUGGAGCUUCAAUUGAAGAGGUUGAGGAACAGAUGGAUGAUUGGUUGGGAGGCAGGAACAGAACACAAAAAAAGAAGGCACCUGAAUGGACAGAGGAGGACCUCAGCCAGCUGACAAGAAGUAUGGUUAAGUUCCCAGGGGGGACCCCAGGUCGAUGGGAAAAGAUUGCUCACGAAUUGGGUCGAUCAGUGGCAGAUGUUACCAUGAAAGCCAAACAACUAAAGGAUUCUGUUACAUAUACACCAGGUAUCAUUAGGCUCUCCGAGCUUAAAACGCUGGCCCAGAAUUCCAAGAAUGUCAAAGUCAACGUGAAUUUGCCAGACCACAUAAUCACCCAGCGAGAAAGGGAGGAGGAGGAAGAGGAGGAAGAGGGGAACUACAAUCGUAUCCCAGAGCAGACGGAUGUCCAAACAGAUCAAAAGGAGAUCACUGCAAGUGAAACUAGACACCGCAAACGAAAAAUUGUCAAAGCACCUGAAAUAACUCUACCAGCAAUGAAAGCGGUACCAGAAGAGAAGGGCAGAGGAAGACGCCAGAAGGAUUUUGAUAACACCGAGCAAGAGGAAGAGAGUGAUGAUGAGAGCAGAAAAAGAGAGAAAAGCCGUGCCCCAGAAGAACUGUGGACUCAAAAUCAACAGAAACUUCUUGAAAUGGCCUUGCAGCAGUAUCCAAAGGGAACAUCAGAUCGCUGGGAUAAAAUAGCAAAAUGUGUUCCUGGAAAAAGCAAGGAGGAGUGUAUAGCAAGAUACAAGUUGCUUGUUGAACUGGUACAAAAGAAAAAAAUGGCUAAAAGCUGAAUGUUCUGAGCAGAAGAGAUGUAGCUGAUCUUUGUCAAAAUGGGGCUUUAAAUCUCAUGUGCAGGAAAUUGCGUUUUUGUACCUCAGUAUUUCUAUACAUCAUGUGCCUUAGUAAAAGAAAAUAUUAAUAAAUCUUAUACCAUCUUA
This is a messenger RNA of Haliaeetus leucocephalus (bald eagle), 2349 nucleotides long. It is a transcript of the gene DNAJC1, whose product is annotated as DnaJ (Hsp40) homolog, subfamily C, member 1. The record is from RefSeq and is a predicted model, not a curated record. Gene Ontology annotation, cellular component: endomembrane system. NCBI's taxonomy places the organism in Eukaryota, Metazoa, Chordata, Aves, Accipitriformes, Accipitridae. The transcript has 15 exons. Bases 1 to 2202 code for a protein of 733 amino acids.